Messenger RNA from Dendronephthya gigantea, 998 nucleotides. RefSeq names its product nucleoside diphosphate kinase 6-like. The record is from RefSeq and is a predicted model, not a curated record. Gene Ontology annotation, biological process: CTP biosynthetic process; UTP biosynthetic process; GTP biosynthetic process. Gene Ontology annotation, molecular function: nucleoside diphosphate kinase activity. The transcript is spliced from 6 exons. Lineage: Eukaryota; Metazoa; Cnidaria; Anthozoa; Malacalcyonacea; Nephtheidae. The coding region runs from base 84 to 614 and encodes 176 amino acids.
GUGAAGGUGGUCAUGACCAACAGAGCCAGAGCCAGAGGAGAUAAAAAUGGUUUUUAAAAUGAAAUAAAACUAAAGAAUAAACUAUGAAAGGAUGUUCUCGUUUACAGCUUACAUUGGCUAUCUUAAAACCAGAUUUGUUGACCAAUCCUGUCUUUUUGAAGAGCGUUAAAGAUAGAAUUUUGAAAGAAAACUUUUGGAUCUUGAAAUGGAAGAUUUUACAAUGGCAAAGGCAUGACGCUGAGUUGUUUUAUCAAGAGCACAGAGGUAAAUUUUUCUUCCAUCGUUUGGUAUCAUUCAUGAGCAGUGGCCCGAUAAUGCCAAUGGUUCUGUCAAGGGAUGAUGCAGUUUCGCACUGGAGGAAUGUCAUGGGUCCAACAAAAACAACUAGGGCAAAGCUCACACACCCUCAAAGCAUUCGUGGUAUGUUUGGCCUCACUGACACAAGAAAUGUAGCUCAUGGCUCAGAUUCUGUUGAAAAGGCGGUGAAAGAAAUGAAGUUCUUUUUUCCUGAUUUUAAUCCGUCCGAGUGGAUAAAAAAUAACGAAGAAGAUUUCAAGGCGGGAAGAGUUGUUUUUGACGAAGAAUUGGAAAUUCACAGACGUGAUGCGAGUUAAAAUUUCAACACGAAAUCGUCCAAAAAAGGCCAAUAAAGUGAAAACUGACUUGUAACAUGGCCGGGGGAUGUCAUGACUGUCAAACGAGGGACCAUGACUGCCCAUUUACAGUGGACAAAAAGGAUCAAAAGGUCAUUGGAUUCAGCGUUACAGUUGUGAAGGAAACACGAUACUCAUUUACGUCGAAAAGGUAAUAUUGACUGGUGUAUACUAUAAUCUAUAAUUUUCAUCGGUACUUGGUACUACAGUCUACAACAACACAACACACUUUGGAUAUAAUUUAUGCCUCCUUAAAACCAAUAUAUAUAUGAAAGAAAGAACGUCUUCUAUUCUCUCUGUACAUUUCUAUAACUUCUAUAUCUCUGAGUGAAAUAAAACUCUACA